CUACUUUGAAGUCUACCAACAUCGAUCUAAAAUAUAAUUGUUGCAUUGUAUCAUCCAAAUUGAAUUGAACAUAUAACUACGUGACUUGUGAUUGGGUCAAUCAACUAUUUUGUCCAAAUUGGAUAACUCUUGGUUGCAAUAGCUUUGCCAUUCAAAUAUGGCAGACAUUGCUCUCUCCGUUGCAGCCAAGGUUUCAGAAUAUUUGGUCAAGCCUUUACUACACCAUGCUCGUUACAUGUUCGGUUUCAACAAAAUCGUUACAAAUCUUUAUGAUAAAAAAGACAAGUUGAUAUUAACCCAAAAGAGUGUGAAUGAACACAUGAAAGAAGCCAGAAGGAAAACCGAAAUAAUUGAGGAAUCUGUAGAGAGGUGGAUGAAUGAUGUGAAAAAUGUCUUAAAAGAUGUAGAAAAGUUGGAAGAAAAAACUAAAGAAAACAAGGGGUGUUACCGUGUACCUUUGCAAUACUUUCUAGCAAAAGAAGUAGAAAAUGCGACAGAGAAAAUGAUGAAUCUAAAUAGCUGCAACUUUGAGCCAUUUUCUAGACGCACUGAACUUCCUGGCAUGAAAUACUUUUCAUCCAAAAACUUUGUGUAUUCCAAGUCCACUGAGCAUGCUUAUAAUAAACUCAUGGAGGCAUUGAAAGAUAGAAAAUAUCACAUGAUUGGAUUUCAUGGGAUGGGAGGAUCUGGUAAAACCACUUUGGUGAAAGAGGUUGGCAAGAAAGCUGAGGAGUUGCAACUUUUUGACAAAGUUGUUAUGGCUGUUGUCUCUCACAAUCCAGAAGUGACAUAUAUCCAAGGUCAAAUUGCAGACAGUUUGGAUUUGAUAUUGAGGGAAGAGUCACCAAUUGGUAGAGCACAAAGACUUUCAACAAGUUUACAAAACGAGAGGACUCUUGUGAUCUUAGAUGAUGUGUGGGAGAAUCUUGAAUUUGAAGCCAUAGGGAUUCCACCCUGUUGCACUGUCUUGUUAACUACUCGCGGUCGAGAUGUAUGCGUGUGUAUGAACUGUCAAAUUACAGUUGAGUUGUCUCUCUUGGAUGAGGAGGAAGCAUGGACUUUGUUUAAAAGGUGUGCAGAUAUCAUUGAUGACUCGCCAUAUGCCUUGAAGUUGAAGAAUGUGCCAAGGAAAAUUGCUAAAAAAUGCAAAGGACUCCCGAUUGCAAUUGUGACUAUGGCAAGUAUGUUAAGAGGAAAGAGAGUUGAAGAGUGGGAGUUAGCAUUGCUUAGACUAGAGGAAACACAGACAAUAGAUGGUGAAGAAGUACUGAGUAGUUGUUAUGCAUGUAUCAAGUUAAGCUAUGACAAUUUGACAAAGCAAGUGUCUAAAAAUCUCUUCUUAUUGUGCUCAAUGUUUCCUGAAGACUGGGAGAUCAAUGUGGAAGAUUUGGUUAGGUACAUUAAGGGACUUGGACCAGCUGCUGGGACUAUUGGCACAAUGGAGAAAGUGAGGAGAGAGAUACAAGUGACCUUGCUCAUCCUCAAAGAUUCAUAUUUGUUGCAACAAUGUGGCAAAAAAGAAUUUGUGAAAAUGCAUGACUUGGUUCGUGAUGCAGCCUUAUGGAUUGCUUCCAAAGAAGGUAAAGCAAUUAAGGUACCUACCAAAACAUUGGCAGAAAUAGAAGAAAAUGUAAAAGAGUUGACUGCAAUAUCCUUAUGGGGCAUGGAGAAUCUUCCUCCUGUUGAUCAAUUGCAGUGCCCGAAACUCAAGACUCUUCUACUUCAUUCCACGGACGAAUCGUCUUUACAAUUACCAAAUGCAUAUUUUGGAAAGAUGCAAAUGCUGGAAGUCUUGGGGAUUACAAAAUUUUACUACACGUGGCGCAACUUGUACACCCUGCGCUACUUGAGUUCAUCAUUGUCUAUCUUAGCCAUGCCACAAUCGAUAGAAAGAUUAACCAUGCUUCGAGAUCUUUGUCUAAGAGGAUAUGAAUUAGGCGAUAUCUCUAUACUGGCAAGCUUAACAAGACUCGAGAUUCUCGAUCUACGUAGUUCAACUUUCGAUGAACUGCCACAAGGAAUCGCAACUUUGAAGAAACUAAGACUACUGGAUAUAUACACUUGUCGCAUCAAGAAGAGCAACCCUUAUGAAGUGAUAAUGAAGUGUACACAGCUAGAGGAAUUGUAUAUGUGGAGAGUUGAAGAUGAUUCUUUACAUAUUAGCUCUUUACCGAUGUUUCAUAGGUAUGUAAUUGUAUGCGACAAGUUCAGAGAAAACUGUAGAUUUCUCAUAGAUGCUUAUCUAGAGGACCAUGUGCCAUCAAGAGCAUUAUGCAUAGACCAGUUUGAUGCCUCAGCUCUUAUUCAUGAUUCAUCUUCAAUCAAAGAUUUGUUUAUGAGAUCGGAACACCUUUACUUGGGGCAUCUUCGAGGAGGAUGCAAAAACAUCGUCCCGCACAUGGACCAAGGAGGAAUGACCGAGCUGAUCGGUCUAAUACUCGAGUCUUGUUCAGAGAUAGAAUGUCUCGUUGAUACUACAAAUACCAAUUCUCCAGCAUUCUUUGAGUUGGUUACCUUGAAGUUGAUAUGCAUGAAUGGUCUUAAACAAGUUUUCAUUGAUCCAACUUCCCAAUGCUCUCUUGAAAAAAUAGAAGACCUGCAGAUAGAGUAUUGUACACAACUGAGUAGCAUAUCUUUUCCAAGGAAAUCAAAUAUGUGUAAUCUUAAGAUUCUCAGACUACAGUGGUGUCCAAUGCUAACAUCAUCACUUUUCACACCCACCAUUGCUCGAAGCUUAGUGCUACUAGAGGAAUUAAAAUUAUUUGAUUGCAGCAAGUUGAAGCAUAUCAUAGCAGAAGAGUAUGUGGAAGUUGAGAAUGCUAAUUAUCCAAAUCAUGCCUUGAAAGUGUUCCCAAAUCUAAGGAUUCUUCAUGUGCAUGGAUGUCAAGGUUUAGAAUCGAUCUUUCCAAUCACUUUUGCUCAAACUCUAGAGAGAUUAGAGAAGAUAGUUAUAUGGUACAACUUUGGUUUAAAUUAUGUAUUUGGUACACACAAUGAUUACAAGAAUAGUAGCGGGAGUGAAACUAAGACCAACAUCAACCUCCUUGCUUUAAGAAGAAUCUCACUUGUAUCAUUGUUGAAUUUGAUUGACAUUUUCCCCUCAUAUUGUCAUCCAAAUUCACCAAAUUUGAAAGAGAUAGAAUGCAGAGAAUGUCCUCGCUUUUCAACCAAUGUACUGUACAAGACUAUGAUCGGUUCAGAUCAUCAGAAAGGUCGCAUGGCUACAGAGGAGAGAGUAAUAUUUCCUGAUAGUGGAGAACCAGUCCUAGCCCUGGAAUGUCUUACCAUUGAGAACUCUAUGGUACUAGAAGGUAUUUUUCAACUGCAAGCUGAAAAACAAUCGCCCUUGAACUCAAGCUUAUCUCAUUUAUGUUUAAAGGAAUUGCCUGAGUUGAGGCUUAUUUGGAAGGGUCCAAAAGAUAUCCUUACCCUUCAGAAACUUAAGAGUUUGGUUCUGGUUGGAUGUAGAAACUUGGAAACCAUCUUCUCUCCCACUAUUGUUGGAAGCCUUGCAGAGCUAAGUGAACUUGUUGUAAGCAAGUGCGAAAAAUUGGAGAACAUCAUUUGUUCAGAUCAAGAUGGAAACUUAUCUACCUUUUCAAAACCAGUGUGCUUCCCUCUACUGUCCAUAGUUCAUGUCUUUCAGUGCAACAAUUUGAAAUGCCUUUUCUCUCAUUCAUUGCCUUCUCCAUUUCCUGAACUGGAAUUUAUUACUGUAGAGGAGUGUUCUGAAAUAGAACAGGUUUUCUUUUUCAAUGAUGAUGAUAGAGGCCAACAUGUGACUGAAGAAAACAAACAACGUUUAAUUCUUCCAAAAUUGCGUGAGGUGAAACUCGUAUGUUUGCCAAACUUCACUGAAUUUUGCCGAGGGCCUUAUAAACUGCAGCAAAAUGUGAAGCAUUAUACAGUAAGGCACUGUCCCAAGUAUACUUAUGCCUGGUUUCCGACUGAAAAUCAGGAAUGGAAUCCAUUUUCCUCUAUACAUUUACAAUCAACUGGGGAUGUUUGGGAAAUGGGAUUAGGAUCAAGCUCAACUAGUACUUUUGCUGUUGCUACUAGUAACAGUGUUAACGAUCCUGAGAUACAAGAUAAGGUGAUCAAGUUGGAAACAAACUUAGAAUCUGAAAGACAAAGAAGAAGAUUGAUGGCGUUGGAGUUACAGGUUGAGAGUGAAAGGCGAAGACUAAUAGAACUGAAACUGGAAGCUGAGCAAGAAAGACGACGGAUCAUGGAAGAAACGUUGCUUUCUUUCUUUCAUAAAAUGCUUGGAAGGGUCCCUCAACAAUUUUCUUACCUUCUUUCUCAAACUCGAUUGGCACAAAAUGAAGAAAAUGAAGAUCAGACUUUAUUUGAUGUAUCCAUACAGUCCCUCUGAAUUAGUCAUAACUAAAAUAUCGUUAAGGAGAUAUUCUACAAAAGGCUUCUAGAAAUUUGUAUUAAACUUAAAUAAUGGCAAAGGUUGAUAGAACCGAAACUGGAAGCUGAGCAGUAAAGGCAAAUGAUCAGGGAAGAAGCAUUUCUUUCUGUCUUUCAUAAAAAGCAUGGAAAAUUCCCGAUGUAUUUUGCUGGCUUUCUUUCUCGAACUCCUUUGCCAGUUGAUUCUCCAUGGUUUUUUUCUUUUCUUUCUCGGCUUUGUAAUUCAGAUUUAAUCAGUGUUGAUAAAUAACGGCCAUAGCGGCACUAUAGUGUAGCGGAAUUCGUGCAAAUUGCUAUUGUUUUGUGAAACACCAUGUUAUCAAAUAGCAGCUAUAGUGGCGCUAUAGGAAUUUGAACAAAACUAUUUUUUGCGGUCCUAGAUCGAUAACAUUGGAUUUAAUGUAUAGGAAUUUGAACAAACAACUAUUUUCUGCGGUCCUAGAUCGAUAACAUUGGAUUUAAUGUAAAUUUCUCUCCACCAUUCCUUUCCACUAUUACAAAUUUAUUGUUCUAUUCCAAAAUAAUAAUAAUAUGAUAACUUUAACUACUACUAUAUAUGUAAUUUCUGACAUAGACUGAAAGAAAAUGGAAACCAUGCCUUCAUUCAAGUUUAUGCAUACAUACAUACAUACAUAUUCCUUAUUGUUAUGUUUAAAAGUUGUCUAAUGUCUGUGAUAGUUACUGGCCUAGUACUAUUCCACCAUAUCUUGUACAAUCUCUCCCUGAUUUUCCCCAGAACAAUCAGCUGUAAGUGACUUAAACUUUCCGAUUUGGAUUAUACGGCUCACAAAAUUACAGGUUUUUAUUUUAUUUAUGCAAAUAAGAUUUAAUGAGUUUUAAAUUUAGAUGGUCCAAUCUUGAUCAAGCGACUUCUGAUAUGUUAACUGCGUGACUCAUUCCCUCACUCCAUGAUGUCAUAUUUGGCAGAUUGUGUGUGGAUUAUCAUAAAAGUCAGUCUAUGAAAUUUCUUAGGAAAAAUGCAAACCGUCUUAACUUGGAAGGUUGGUUUAGUUAUCAUUAUAAAAAAUAGAAUUCUAGUUGAUGUGAUGUAAUGUGAGAUAACAAAUGAAAUGUCAACUGAUCCUUAAUUUUAUCUCAAUUUUUUAAAUUUUUUUGAGUUUGAAUUUGAAGUCGGCUUCUUGUUGUUUACAAUAUAAUUUAUAAUAUUAUAUUCUUUCUUCAUUUUAUUAACCAAAACGCGUACUUGAUGCCAUCUCAUAAUUUCCUGCACCUAGUUCCUAAAAAUAUAUGUAUAAGAAUACUUUUUCUUUAACAACUUUGACAUUAGUCAUUACUAAGUAAAAUCAAUCACAUUGAUAGUUGGCAUUCUGAGAUCCAUCCUUUGUGGUUUCACUGGUUUGUGCCUCUUCAGCAUCUUGGAUUACUUUGUUUCAAUGGAAAACCAAAGCUCUGUCUCGUCUCUUACUUUGUUAGUGUUGAAAAAAGUUGAA
Medicago truncatula (barrel medic) is the source of this 5867-nucleotide messenger RNA. RefSeq names its product putative disease resistance protein At5g05400. Bases 158 to 4375 code for a protein of 1405 amino acids. The transcript has 7 exons. NCBI's taxonomy places the organism in Eukaryota, Viridiplantae, Streptophyta, Magnoliopsida, Fabales, Fabaceae. The record is from RefSeq and is a predicted model, not a curated record. Gene Ontology annotation, molecular function: ADP binding.